GUAAAUGUUUCUUAAAAGCAUUUAUAUUCAUGGACCUGAUUCAGAAAUUAACUGAGUUGGUUUUUAGGUCUCACUUUGAGAAUUAAAAACCCUUAGGGCAGAGAGCAGAUUUUAUUUCUUACCUCAGAGUUUCCCUGUAGGAUAGGAACCAGCAACACCCUAAUAACCAGUAACUGUUAGCUGAUUAAGAAUCUCUAAAACUGGCAAUCCUAAUUUAACAUCUCCUUUUGAAUUCCUACCAACGCACACUUUUACACAUUCACUCUUUAAUAACAGGUUAUUUCAAAUUAUUGAUGCUUUGUAGCUUAAUAUAGAAAUUUCACUUUAGAAAUUAAUUUUCAUUUCUUUGCCUUAAUGCUAUAGAUGGUGUAUUCUGCUUUGCUUCAUUAUUAUAAUAAGUAGUUGGCUAACCACCAUGUAAAUAGGGAGAACAUUCCAGUUUUUUGCUUGUGUAGGAAAACACAGCUUGAAAUGUCUAAAUAUCUGUUUUAGAGUGAAAUAAAUUUAUACUGACAACAUUUUUUAAUGUUUGAAAGCCUGACUGUUAAUAGCGUUGGUGGCAAGUGUUAAGGGAUCCAGGAAUUAGCAAAGUGAUCUGAGACCGGAGUUCCAGGUUUCCAUGUAAUGUCAGUUGGUCUGCUGAGAACUUUGCCAUAAACAUAUGUGUUUAGAAAUUUCCUUUCUUAUCAACAGCAUCCUGAAUUGAUGAAAAUAAUUGAUUAAGAAUUAAUUAAUCAACCCAGUAAGAAACAAUUUGUGUUAAGCCCAUUGCUAUGCCAGGAUAAAUUUUUUAAACCCCUAUUCCUAUUUAUGUUUUGUCAAAUAAAAAGGUUAUAAGAACCUAAAUUCCUGUUUUCAUUUAAAGCAGUGACUAUUUCCCUUAGGAUAAGAUCUUUUAUCCUUAGAUGAGCUCACCAUCCUCAGAAUAAUUUGUAUUCAGCUGGGCAUUAGCUAAUGGAGGUGAGGUCAUGCUAAGCAGCACUUCAGUGAGUUUUGUUGGAACCAAAGCUCUGCUCCUGGGAGUGUGAAUUUGGUGCUUUCGUGUGGAAACAACAGAUGAUGAUAAGUAAAGAGCAAAUGUGCACAUGUCGGAUGCUUUAAUAAAGGUAUCCAUGGAGAACACUGAAAACUCAGUGGAUUCAAAAUCCAUUAAAAAUUCGGAACCAAAGAUCAUACAUGGAAGCAAAUCAGUGGACUCUGGAAUAUCCCUGGACAACAGUUAUAAAAUGGAUUAUCCUGAAAUGGGUUUAUGUAUAAUAAUUAAUAAUAAGAACUUUCAUAAAAGCACUGGAAUGGCAUCUCGGUCUGGUACAGAUGUCGAUGCAGCAAACCUCAGGGAAACAUUCAUGAACUUGAAAUAUGAAGUCAGGAAUAAAAAUGAUCUUACACGUGAAGAAAUUGUGGAAUUGAUGUGUAAUGUUUCUAAAGAAGAUCACAGCAAAAGGAGCAGUUUUGUUUGCGUGCUUCUGAGCCAUGGUGAAGAAGGAAUAAUUUUUGGAACAAAUGGACCUGUUGACCUGAAAAAAAUAACAAGCUUUUUCAGAGGGGAUUGUUGUAGAAGUCUAACUGGAAAACCCAAACUUUUCAUUAUUCAGGCCUGCCGUGGUACAGAACUGGACUGUGGCAUUGAGACAGACAGCGGUGUUGAUGAUGACAUGGCAUGUCAUAAAAUACCAGUAGAGGCCGACUUCUUGUAUGCAUACUCCACAGCACCUGGUUAUUAUUCUUGGCGAAAUUCAAGGGAUGGCUCCUGGUUCAUCCAGUCGCUGUGUGCCAUGCUGAAACAGUAUGCCAACAAGCUUGAGUUUAUGCACAUCCUGACCCGGGUUAACCGAAAGGUGGCAACGGAAUUUGAGUCCUCUUCCUUUGAUGCUACCUUUCAUGCCAAGAAACAGAUUCCAUGUAUUGUUUCCAUGCUCACAAAAGAACUGUAUUUUUAUCAGUAAAGAAAUGGUUGGCUGGUGGUUUUUUUACUUUGUGUGACAAGUGAGAAGACAGUAUGCCUGCUACUGUAUUUCUCUCUCAUUUUAACCUACUUUCAUGCUACAGAGGGUACUUUGAGACAUACUCCUUCCAUCAGGUAGAUCCACUAUGAAGCUACCUCAAACUUACAAUCAGGUAGUUGCAAUUGAAUUUAAUUAGAAAUAAAUAAAAAUGGAUACUGGUGCAGUCAUUAUGAAAGGCAAUGAUUGUUAAUUUGUAGCUUUCAUGAUUAGCAAGUUAUAGUGAUGCUAUGCUAUAAAUUUUCAAGUAACUGUGAAAAAGUAAUUAAUGAAUUUUUUAUGAUAUUCCUUCCACUUAAGACUGUGUAAUCUAGUUUUAUGAAACUAUAGAAAUGAUGUGGAAGAACUUAGUCAUCUAUGGGCAGUACUCAAAAGCGUGAACCUUUUUUUUAGAAUUGAUAGGCAAACAUGAGUCAACUGCAUUUUUAGACCAUUUAUCUGAGAUAAUGGUUUUGUGAUUUUUGUCCUAAACACCUUUGUUGUAAAAAAAAAAAAUAAAUAAUAAUAAUGUUUAAUAUUGAGAGAGACACUAAAUAUUUUUUGUGAGAGAAAGUAUGCGCAAACGAAGUUGACUCUUAAGGCCAAAAUAUAACAUUGGUAGAGGGGUGGAGUUUUAACUGAAGGUGCUAUAAUGCCGCUGACCUACCAGCAUAAAUACCUUCUGAUUUGUCCCUAUGCAAAUCAGUUGAGCUUCACAUACCAGCAAUAUAUCUGAAGAGCUAUUGUAUAAGAACCCCAAACUGUUGAUUACCAGCCAGAUCAUGUGAAUAAAUUGUAUAGGAACAUAUGAAAAUGUAACUUAAAUAAUAAAAAGUAGAAUGUAAGGAAAGUAAUAAACGUAUGGGCUGAGCUGUCUGAUGGUUUGAGCCUGAGCAGAGGCACGGCACAGCCUGUUCCAUGAAGGCAGAACCGCAGACCGUGGUUUCAGGAAGGGCCCGCAGCUCGCUUCACCAUACACACUGGCGUGUUGAAGAUGCCGCCAGGGCCCCAUUGCCAAGUAAGAAAGUGAACCAAAUCAGAAACUUCUGAAAUGGAAAUGUUCUAAAGGUGGUGAGUCAUAAUAAAACUCAUAGCACUCUUUGUAGUAAAAUUCUUAAGUAUGUUAUAUUCUGUUGAUGUUUACACUCAAAGGAAAAUAGUAAUGUUUUAUACUGUUUACUUAAAGAAAAGGACCAUGGCAUAUAGGACUCUAGACGGCUUCCAGCCGGAGGCCAGAGCUACGCACCCAGCCCGGGAGGCAGACUCUAGGCCUCCCCACACAGCAGGCGCUGAGCCCUCACUGCACCGAGUCUCACUGCCUUCCAGUCUGACAUUUCAGAUUUCUUAUUGCUCAAAAAAUGAAUUCACAUUUGUUAAUGACAAGGUUCUUGCCUUUUUUUAACUAAAUUUGUAACUUUUGUAAAUACACGUAGCAUGUAAUGAUAUCUUAAAGUGUGUUCCUGUGUGACAACUUUGUACAAAUUUUUUUUUCAAAAUAUACAUUCAAACUUAAAAU
Molecule: messenger RNA, 3498 nt
Organism: Cebus imitator (Panamanian white-faced capuchin)
Lineage: Eukaryota; Metazoa; Chordata; Mammalia; Primates; Cebidae
Gene: CASP3
Product: caspase 3
Exons: 7
Coding region: 1086-1946 (286 amino acids)
Biological process (GO): positive regulation of apoptotic process; neuron differentiation; proteolysis
Cellular component (GO): cytoplasm
Source: RefSeq, a predicted model, not a curated record